AUGUCUCGCGAUUCCUUGGCCGCCUUCCGCAAGUCGCCGUCUUCGGACGACCUGGCCGCCAUCGCCGAGAAACACCUCGAACACGACCUUCGUGACUCGGACCGUGACCUGCUCAAGACCGCCGCCAGCAGGGUCGGCACGCAUGCGACGAUCGGCUCCGUCGUCGGCCUGGGACUCGGGUUCUUCCUCGCCUUCCGGCUGAGACGGGCCCGCGCCGACAUGUUCGCCGCGUUCCGGGCCACCGAGAAGCCGACACACGUCCAGUUUGCCAGCGGAAGAACAGAACCUAUCCCUGACGUGACGGAGAAGAUGGCGCCGACGAGGCUCGGCGACGUCGCGGCGUACUCGCUGCUCGGGCUCGGCAGCCUCUUCCUGGGGGGCGAGCUCGGCUUCUUCUCCGGGACGGCGUCGGCGGCCCGGACCAUCAGCAAGGACCCCGAGAGCCGCGCCAGGAUCGAGACGGCGUUUCGGAAGUUCAGGGCCGAGGCGCUGAGGAAGGAGGCGGACCGGCUGGACGGGGGCGAGAAGAUCCUCGACAAGAUCUUCUGA
This is a messenger RNA of Colletotrichum higginsianum IMI 349063, 549 nucleotides long. RefSeq lists its product as uncharacterized. The record is from RefSeq and is a predicted model, not a curated record. Lineage: Eukaryota; Fungi; Ascomycota; Sordariomycetes; Glomerellales; Glomerellaceae. The coding region runs from base 1 to 549 and encodes 182 amino acids. The transcript has 2 exons.